Messenger RNA from Drosophila navojoa, 2726 nucleotides. Its product is annotated as protein KRI1 homolog. NCBI's taxonomy places the organism in Eukaryota, Metazoa, Arthropoda, Insecta, Diptera, Drosophilidae. The record is from RefSeq and is a predicted model, not a curated record. Gene Ontology annotation, biological process: endonucleolytic cleavage in ITS1 to separate SSU-rRNA from 5.8S rRNA and LSU-rRNA from tricistronic rRNA transcript (SSU-rRNA, 5.8S rRNA, LSU-rRNA). Gene Ontology annotation, cellular component: 90S preribosome; nucleolus.
GUUUAGUUUACUCAACUAACACACGUGCUGGCUUUUUACUAAUAAACAUUAAAGAAUUACCGUUUAUUAUGAGUAACAAACUGUUUGAUGGCUCCGACGAUGAUGCGGACGAUCUACAAUUAUCAACUAAUCAGGACUAUGCCAACUCGUAUAAUGUUUUGCGCAAAAAGGAGCUGUUACAGAAGUAUAAGGAUCGGGGUCUAGAUAUCUCAGAGUCAGAGCUGGAUAGCGAUAGCGAGUCCUCUGAUGAAGAUGAGGUGGAUGUUAAGUUUGAUCAAGAGUUUUUCAAAACUCUUGCUUCGCUGAAAAGCAAAGAUCCUCGCAUAUACGACAAGGAAACACGUUUCUUCAAUGAAAAGGCGGACAGCGACAGCGACGACGAUGAAGAUGCACCCAAAAAGAAAUCCAGCAAGAGUAAACCGGUAACCUUGAAAGAUUACGAGCGUAAGGUUAUCUUGGAACACAACGGAAAAUUUGAGAGCUCGGACGAUGAGGCACUGACGGAAAAACAAUUCGAGCGGGCGCAGUCGCCCACAGCCGUGGAAGAGGAGAGACGUCUCAAGGCAGAGUUCAAGAGCGUUAUGAACCGUGAAGAUGAUGACGAAGAAGAUGAGGAAUUUGGUGGCAUCUUUAAGAAGCGCACCAAAACUCAGGCGCAAACCGAUGCUGAGGAGGCAGACUUUGCUAAAUGGCUGGCCGGCAAGCAGGCGGAUGCAGAGAUCGACGCAAAUGCAAAGCAACAGUUGGCUCCACUCAAGCAAUACUGGAGUAGCAACAAGUUAACUCAAGGAGAGAGUUUUCUGCGUGACUACAUACUCAAUAAGGGCUAUGCCAACACUAAUGAAUCCGAAAUCCCUACCUACGAUGAAAUCGUGGGAGAGAGCGCUCCAUUGUCAGAUGACGAAAAGGAGCUGGAGAAACAGGCAGAGUUUGAGCAAAAAUACAAUUUUCGUUUCGAGGAGCCAGAUGCAGAAUUUAUUAAGCGUUAUCCAAGAACUAUUGAGCAGUCGCUUCGUCGCAAGGACGACACACGUAAGGAAAAACGUAAAGAGAUAAAGCAGCGCAAGGAGCAGGAGAAAUUGCAAAAGAUGAAGGAAUUGGAUUUGAUUAAGGAAAUGAAACGCAAAGAGAUUGAAGAGAAAAUACGCAAGCUAAAAGCAGUUACGGGCAACGAUGAGCUGGGCUUUAAGGAUGAGGAACUGGAGGAGGAUUUCGAUCCGGAAGCACACGAUCGACGCAUGCAGGAAAUUUUCAAUGAUGAGUACUACGAAGUGGAUGAGGGCGAAGAAAAACCUGAGUGUCCUUCAGAUAUUGAAGAAUUGGCAAUUGAGGAUUGGGAUAACUACGAUCCAAAGCAAUACAAUGAGCAAGAUGACGAGGGCCAUUGCGAAGACGAUGACUUUAAUAUGGACUGUGAUUAUGAUCCAGUCACCGCCAAGCAACAACUGCAACAGGAGCUGAUCGAAAAUACGCGGAGUCGAAAAGGUCGCAAGGGACGUCGCAAUCGUUUCAUGGAAAUGAUUCAAGCAGAGAAGCCGCCGUUUAAUCCAGAUGACGAACAGACAUAUGGUGACUAUAUUGAUGAAUACUACAAACUGGACUAUGAGGACAUAGUGGGCGACCAACCUUGUCGAUUCAAGUACGUGGAGACGACGCCGAAUGAUUUUGGUUUAACAAUCGAGGAGAUCUUGUUGGCUAAGAACAAGGAGCUCAACCAAUGGGCUAGUCUUAAGAAGGCUGUGCAAAACCGUCCUGAGCAUGUGGAGAAAAGAGAGCAGCGCUUGUACAAGAUGAAAGCCAAGAACGAGGACCUUAAGCGAAAGAUUUUCAAAAGUUUAUACGGCGAUGGCUCUGAUGAUGAAGAGGAAAGUGGUGCACAAGCUGGAACCGAACUAGUUGUUAAAGCGGACCCCAAUGAGCAGCCUGCUGCGCCAGUUGCAGAACAAGUGCCCACAGAGACACUAUCAAAGUCCAAGCGAAAACGACUAAAAAGAAAAGCGGCAGCUGCAGCUGCAGCGGCAACAACAAGUGCAACAACUCCAGCUCCAGUUAAGAAUGACGAGCAAGAGAGUUCAGAUCUUGUGAAGAAAGAAGACGCAGCAUCUAGUGAAAAACCUGCCAAAAAACAGAAGAUUGAAGAAGUUGAACAGACAAUGAAGACUUCGGAUGAAAGGAAUGGAGCGCCGGCUGCAACCAAUGGGACACCACCAGCAAAGAAGAAGAAGUUCGAAAAACAAAAGCCGCAAAUAGAGAAACAGGUUGCCAACAAGGAAAACUCGAAAAAUCCAUUUGCUAAAAAGCAAAUGCCUAACAAAAAUGAUGCCAAAACAAAUGAUGCAAACAGCAAUCCUUUCAAAAAGCAACAAGCUCCAAGGCCUCCACAAACUCAGAGACCGCAACAAGCCUCAAGGCCUCAAAAAGGUCCAAGGCAAAAACAAGGUCCAGGACAGCAAAAAGCUCAAAGAAAGCAGCAAGCCCCAAGGAAGCAACAAGCUCCAGGACAGCAACCAGCUCAAUCAACAGGCCCAAAUCCGUUCAAGAAGGCAGGCAAUAAAGGCGAGGCACCGCGGUCUAAGCGAGACUUUAAAACCAAAGGCAAAGCGAAUAAUUCUAAUCCUAACGGCAUCAGCGAUGAUCGGCUCAAGGCCUACGGCAUUAAUCCGCGCAAGUUUCACAAUCGGCAAAAGUAUGGAAAGAAAGCGCAGUGAGCAAUCUGUAGAGGAAGA